Messenger RNA from Scomber japonicus (chub mackerel), 1484 nucleotides. It is a transcript of the gene galt, whose product is annotated as galactose-1-phosphate uridylyltransferase. Gene Ontology annotation, cellular component: cytoplasm. Bases 104 to 1177 code for a protein of 357 amino acids. Gene Ontology annotation, biological process: beta-D-galactose catabolic process via UDP-galactose, Leloir pathway. The record is from RefSeq and is a predicted model, not a curated record. Lineage: Eukaryota; Metazoa; Chordata; Actinopteri; Scombriformes; Scombridae. Gene Ontology annotation, molecular function: UDP-glucose:hexose-1-phosphate uridylyltransferase activity; zinc ion binding. The transcript has 11 exons.
UGUUGUGGUCGAAGUAGAAUGAGCUAGCUGUCAACCAAAGUUCAGAAAGAGUUAAUAAUUCGAUAUAUUAACACCACGGAGGUGGAAAACAGCGCUGAAGGCCAUGAGUGUGAAAGAAGAAGUCAGCUUUGACCCAAAAGAGCACCAGCACCUGCGUUACAACCCUCUGAAAGACAGCUGGGUCCUGGUGUCGGCCCACCGCAUGAAGAGACCCUGGGCUGGUCAGGUAGAAAAACCUGCAGAGGAACACGUACCCAGACACGACCCCUGCAAUCCACUCUGUCCUGGGAACACACGUGCAAAUGGAGAGGUGAAUCCAAACUAUGACAGCACGUUUAUUUUUGAUAAUGACUUCCCUGCUCUUCAGCCAGAUGCUCCAGAUCCUGGCUCGGAUCAACAUACACUGUUCCAGUCUAAACCUGCCAGGGGCGUCUGUAAGGUCAUGUGUUUCCAUCCUUGGUCUGACAUCACCCUCCCACUCAUGAAAAAAGAAGACAUUGUCAAGGUGAUUGACAAGUGGGCAGAGCUUGUUGAAGAGCUAGGAGCCACCUACCCUUGGGUUCAGAUCUUUGAGAAUAAAGGAGCUACGAUGGGUUGUUCAAAUCCACAUCCUCACUGUCAGGUGUGGGCCAGCAACUUCUUGCCUAAUGAGCCGGCUCUGUCGGACCGCUGUCAGAGAGAGUACUAUCAGAAACAUGGAGAACCGCUGCUGCUGCAAUACGCCAAGCAAGAGGCUGAGAAAAAGGUCCGUGUGGUGGUGGAGAGUUCUGAUUGGCUGGCGGUGGUUCCAUACUGGGCAACGUGGCCCUACCAAUUGCUGCUGUUGCCACGACGACAUGUCCUCAGAAUCAAUGACCUGACCACAGAGGAGAGGGCGGGUUUGGCUGACAUUAUGAAGCGGCUGCUGACCAAGUAUGACAAUCUGUUUGAAGUCUCGUUUCCCUACUCCAUGGGCUGGCACGGAGCCCCUACUGGGCCCCAUUUAAGGGAAGAUAACUCCCAUUGGCAGCUGCAUGCUCACUACUACCCUCCUCUGCUGCGAUCAGCCACGGUGAAGAAGUUCAUGGUGGGUUAUGAGAUGCUCGCCCAGGAGCAGAGAGACCUCACCCCUGAACAGGCUGCCGAGAAGCUGCGGAAUCUACCAGAAGAACAUUAUAAAAACAGACAGAACCAGUAAAAAGAAAAGAAGAAAUGAAGAUGAAUGAAAUUAAAAGGGAAAUCUACUUUCAAUGGGUGGAGUGGAGGAUCCCAGGGUGCACGGCCCCAGAGACAUUGUUGAUGCAUCGCUUUUGUUUUGGGGCGAAUACGUGUGAAAAUGAAACUCAAAUUGAUGACUUUGCUAUUUUACUCUUAAAAAAAAAUGUAAAAAUUCAUAUGAAAUUUUAUAUCACAUGAAGUUAGCUUCUAAUUAUGAAAAUAUCUGACUGCCACAUCAUUGUUUGAAUUGUGCCUUUUUCAACAGAUGGAUUAAACAUAUUCUUACC